AUGUCGGGUAACCCGUCAACCACGCCUUCGUCGCUCUCCGGAUACGACACGAGCACGGAACAGCCCCCUGAGCCGAGUACACGAGAAAAGACGGGCAUUGAAACGGAAAACGUGCGGCAACUGCAGCACCAUGAAAUAGAUUACCCGGAAGGAGGACUGAGGGCCUGGUUAUGCAUCGCCGGAUCGUCAGCCAUCAUGUUUUCCACUUUUGGGUAUCUUAACAGCUGGGGGAUAUACCAAGAUUACUACCACAGUCAUCAACUCCGAGACUACUCCCAAUCAACAAUUUCGUGGAUCGGAUCAGUUCAGGUCUUCCUCCAGUUUGCUGGAGGCAUUGUCGGCGGACCCCUUUUCGAUCGCUAUGGUACCAUUCCCUUCUUACCAGCUACGGUUGGAUAUUUUCUAUCCAUCGUUUUCACGAGUCUCUCUAGCAAAUACUAUCAGUUCUUCCUCUCGCAGUCGAUUCUCGGAGGGCUAUGUAUUGGUGUCAUGUUCACGCCAUCGAUAGCCAUCGUGCGACAUUAUUUCCACAGAAGAAUGGGUGCUGCCAUGGGCAUUGUGGUGGCCGGUUCGUCGAUUGGUGGCUUAGUUUUCCCCAUCCUUUUGAAUCGCCUGCUUUACCACCACAAAAUCGCCUUCGGUUGGGCCGUCCGCGCCUGCGCCCUCAUUGUCCUCGUGCUUCUGUCGUUCGCUAUACUCGUCAUCCGCCCCCGCCUGAAACCGUCCAAGCACCCCUUCGACUUCAAGCUUCUCAAGCGACCCGUUUACAUCCUUGCAGUUGUAGGUAUCUGGCUGAUGAACUGGGGCCUCUAUGUGCCCUUCUUCUACCUGCCCUCUUUUGCGCUCAAGGUGGGCAUGGACCCUCAGCUCGCAAGUUACAUGGUGGCCAUUCUCAACGGCGUAUCCUUUUUCGGUCGAAUCUUCGCCGGCCUCGCCGCUGAUAAAGUGGGCCGAUUCAACAUGCUCACGGGAAUGUCACUUGGAUCCGGCACGCUCCUCUUCUGCUGGCCAGCAAUCCAUACCAAUACGGGCAUCAUUAUCUUUUCUGCUUUUGUCGGCUUCUUCGUUGGAGCCAUCGUCUCGCUUCUCUCAGCAUGUGUCGCCCAGAUCACCCCGGACCCAAAGUACGUAGGUGCUCUGACUGGCUUCUCGAUGAUGUUUUGGUCUUUUGCUGGCCUAAGUGGCCCACCCAUCUCAGGUGCCAUCAUUGGAUCAAAUGGCGAUUUCUACAAAGCCGGUCUCUUUGGAGGGGCGGCUUUCUUCGCCGGAGCCAUCAUUGUAUUCGCGGGACGUCUCGUGGCACAGCCCAAGCUCGCGGCACGGUUUUAG
Molecule: messenger RNA, 1329 nt
Organism: Scedosporium apiospermum
Lineage: Eukaryota; Fungi; Ascomycota; Sordariomycetes; Microascales; Microascaceae
Product: putative Monocarboxylate transporter
Exons: 3
Coding region: 1-1329 (442 amino acids)
Biological process (GO): transmembrane transport
Cellular component (GO): fungal-type vacuole membrane
Molecular function (GO): transmembrane transporter activity
Source: RefSeq, a predicted model, not a curated record